CGGCGCUCUACCCGGACAUACAUGAGUGCAACUUCCGGUCCGCCAGCAGGUCAUCAUGCGCCCUUUACAGCGGGCACAACGUCUGUUAUUCAUGUUUUCACAACUCGAAUACGCGAGCAAACCUGCAGGUCUAUCGAGUGUUUCCGCUAAUAUACAGAAACACGACGUGCUGGUAAAGAUGGCCAACCCUUACAAGGCGCCGGAGAAAGGUUGUGUCCUCUGCAACGUCACCGUGGACUUCAAGAACGUUCAGCUUCUGUCUCAGUUCGUGUCGCCGCACACGGGAAGGAUUUACGGGCGUCACUUGACAGGACUCUGUGGGCCAAAACAAAGAGCAAUCUCCAAAGCCAUCAAGAAGGCUCACGCUAUGGGUUUCAUGUCGGUGACGCACAAACAUCCCCAACUGAUGAGAGACCCAAACAUCUGUGUCGUCAAACAUCUGGAUUAGCCCCGCCUCCCCCUUCACUCAUUGGCUAUAAAAAUGUCUCACUCCCGA
Molecule: messenger RNA, 496 nt
Organism: Dunckerocampus dactyliophorus (ringed pipefish)
Lineage: Eukaryota; Metazoa; Chordata; Actinopteri; Syngnathiformes; Syngnathidae
Gene: mrps18c
Product: mitochondrial ribosomal protein S18C
Exons: 6
Coding region: 56-448 (130 amino acids)
Biological process (GO): mitochondrial translation
Cellular component (GO): mitochondrial small ribosomal subunit; ribosome
Molecular function (GO): structural constituent of ribosome; small ribosomal subunit rRNA binding
Source: RefSeq, a predicted model, not a curated record